AUGCAUCAUGCCUCGCGCUCCCGCCCUGCUCCCUUCGCUUGCCCGGCCCUCACCCUCAUGCCUCGCUCCCUGAUGCCUCGCUUGCCCCGGCCCUCACCCUCAUGCCUCGCUCAUGCCUCGCUUGCCCGCGGCCCUCACCCUCAUGCCUCGCUCCCUGAUGCUCGCUUGCCCCGGCCCUCACCCUCAUGCCUCGCUCCUAUGCUCGCUUGCCCGGCCCUCACCCUCAUGCCUCGCUCCCCCUGCUUGCCUCGCUUGCCCUCGAUGCCUCGCACCCUCACCUCAUGCCUCGCUUGCCCCGGCCCUCACCCUCAUGCUCGCUCCCUGUGCCUCGCUGCCCGCUCACCCUCAUGCUCGAUGCUCGCUUGCCCCGGCCCUCACCUCAUGCCUCGCUCCCUGACUGCCUCGGCCCCGCUCCUCACACCUCAUGCCUCGCUCCCUCCGCCCGGCCCUCACCCUCAUGCCUCGCUCCCUGAUGCCUCGCUUGCCCCGGCCCUCAACCCUCAUGCCUCGCUCCUGAUGCCCGCUUGCCCGGCCCUUCAUGCCUCCUCAUGCCUCGCUUGCCCUUCACCCUCAUGCCUCGCUCCCUGA
Messenger RNA from Penaeus vannamei (Pacific white shrimp), 588 nucleotides. NCBI's taxonomy places the organism in Eukaryota, Metazoa, Arthropoda, Malacostraca, Decapoda, Penaeidae. The record is from RefSeq and is a predicted model, not a curated record.